AUGAACCGGGAUGAAUCACACAAUGAUGUUUCUGAGUCCUCUCCCCUUCUUCGCGACCGACUUGAGGUCGCAAUACAAGAAAAGAGGUUAUUUUGGCAGAAGCACUGGAUCAAGCUGCUUCUUUGCGCAUUUUCUUUUAUCAUGAUGCUUGGUGACAACCUCCAGCCGGCCGCCCUGACUCAAAUCUUAGAGACCGUCAUCUGCGAUGACUAUUACCGCGUGCAUCCCCUACCCACAGGACCGUCAGCUCAGCAUUGCAAGAUUCAACCGGUGCAAAAGGAGCUUGCUCUGGUGCGCGGGUUUCAACAGCUUGUUCCUCUCUUUCCAGGACUGCUGUGCACAGUGCCGUACGGCCUGCUGGCUGACCGAAUCGGACGCAAGCGUGUGCUAGUUCUUACUGGGGCUGGUCUUUUGGCUGCACUGUCCUGGACCAUGGCCGUAUGCUACUGGCGAAUUGUCUCCAUUCGCUGGGUGCUACUUUCGGGGGCCUUCUUGUUUGUUGGCGGCGGAGACGCCGUACUUUCUAGCAUAGUCCAUAUCAUGGUUACGGAGACAACCGCUCCAGGCGAAUGGGCGCAGGUCUUCUUGUACCUACACGCAGCCGACGUAAUCUCAGGCUUCUUUGGCCCUGCGAUAAGCGCCCCCUUGAUGGAGAAAGGACAUCCCUGGGCCGUAUUAAUGCUGGCCGCAGUCGUGCUCUUCUCCGGCACAUUUCUGCUGACAAGAUUCAUCCCGGAAUCAUUACACCUGAAGAAACAGGAUCUGUCACCUGGCAACACUCAUUUGGGCCCGGGUUCUCCAGAGGCCCUUCCGCAAGACACACUCCUCGGCCAUACACGAUCCUCGACUUACCCUAAUGCUAUAACUGCAAAAUUCGCGAAACAUCUUCCACGUCGAGUCGCACGCGUGCUGACUCCGUUUCUGAACGUGUUGACCUCCAACCGACAAGCCAUCCUGCUUCUAGUGCUGUUCGCCCCUCAAACGGCCGCACGCGAACUGUUCACGGUGAUUGGCCUUCAGUACUCCAGUGCUAAGUUUUCCCUGUCCUAUGCCCGAGGGAACGUGCUUCUAUCUAUCUUUCAAGGCGCUCAGGGCCUCUUCGUCCUCGUGCUUUUACCCUUGAUCACCCGCACUAUCGCCGAACCCCGCGGCUGGACGGCCUGGGCGCGUGACCGCCGGUAUGCUAUUGCCUCCAUGGCUGUGACGGCCUGUGGUCUUAUGACAAUUGGCAUAGCGCCUGUGCUGUGGGUUGAGGCCGCUGGGCUUCUAUUUGUGGCGCUUGGGAGUUGUUCAACGGGGUUGUUGAUGAGUCUGUUGGGUGGAGCUGUGCAGCCGCACGAGGUGAGCACUGUCUAUGGUUUGGCGCUAGGCGCCAGUAUGGUGACUCGGAGUGUCACUGGCCCAGUAGUUAGUGUGCUGUUAGUGGAAGGCUUCGAGCUGGGGUGGAAUUGGAUGGGUCUACCGUUUGCCACGAUAGCGCUGCUGAUGGCAGGUGUCACAUUUGCCAGUGGGUUCAUUCGGUCCGAAAAGGUGGAGGAGGAUGAAUACCAAGAGUGA
Penicillium soppii is the source of this 1557-nucleotide messenger RNA. Its product is annotated as MFS transporter. Lineage: Eukaryota; Fungi; Ascomycota; Eurotiomycetes; Eurotiales; Aspergillaceae. Gene Ontology annotation, cellular component: membrane. Gene Ontology annotation, molecular function: transmembrane transporter activity. The record is from RefSeq and is a predicted model, not a curated record. Gene Ontology annotation, biological process: transmembrane transport. The coding region runs from base 1 to 1557 and encodes 518 amino acids. The transcript has a single exon.